AUGCAGCUCGCUCACUUUCUACUCCUGCUACUGCUCAUCACCGUCGCGAGAUCUGACGGCACCGACGGCCAGACCAACGCCCUGUACGCUGAACCCCACCGCUCGCCUAUGAAGAAUGGCAUGAAAGAUGGCAACCCCAGCACUGGCGAGGAAGACAAGGAGGAAAGAGGACUAUUCUCUUCUGCUUCGGCGAAAAUCGAGAGUAACAGUCCCGUCAUGAAAAAGCGGGAAGCAACGGUGAAGAACGACCCGAGGUUUUUCACGAAGUUGAAUAACAAUCCUGAAUCGGUCAACUAG
Phytophthora sojae is the source of this 297-nucleotide messenger RNA. RefSeq lists its product as hypothetical. The record is from RefSeq and is a predicted model, not a curated record. The transcript is spliced from 2 exons. Lineage: Eukaryota; Oomycota; Peronosporomycetes; Peronosporales; Peronosporaceae. Bases 1 to 297 code for a protein of 98 amino acids.